AUGGUUCAUUACGAAUUCACGGAAACAGUUAGUGAUAAUGGAUCGGAACAGGAGCUUUCAAUCGAUUCUUCACCCAAAGAAGUUUACUGUGAAGAUUGUGAUAAAGCGAGAUCGAAUGGCGGCAAACUUAUUGAGAACAAAGAAUCUUUUGAUCACGUGAAAUCUUUAACAGAAACACAUGUAAAAUUACCAUUCCCUCCGACAAUAGUUCCUAAGGAUUUAGUAGAUGCUCUGUUAUUGAAGAGCAAGUCCCAAUCUCCGAAAAUGUUGAACGAAUUCUUUAUUUACAGGAAAGUUUUUGUUCAAGAGCUUCGGAAGCAAAAACAACGCCUCAAAAUGACGCGAGCAUCGAAGCUCGCAUCAAGCUCGUGGCAUUCAGAGUCUCCAAAAGUGAAGAACGAAUACAGGAGACUCGCACGGGAAGUGGAAAAACUUUAUAUAGAUGCUAUGAAGGAAAGGUUACGAGCUCAAAUUAACGAAAAAACUGAUGAACAGAAUAAAUCCUUCGAAAAUAUCGUAAAUCCUACCCAUACUAAUUCUACCAUUGAAGUUUCUGAUGAUUUCAGUAACGGUAACGAUAAAACAGGACCCUCUUUACCAACCGAGGUAAAAUCAUGCACAUCAUCAGAACAAUACACAAACACUAACCCAUGUUUGGAUGAUUCCACAUUUGUGCCAUAUCGAUAUCCAACUUUAAACGAUUCAGUCAGUGACUCAUAUAUACAGUAUCAGGAUAAUGUAUAUAUGCCAGACCAUGAUGGUAACAUGCAUCUUUUGGACUUGUCAAAUACAAUGCCAUAUAUGCAUCUUUUGGACUUGUCAAAUACAAUGCCAUAUUCGUAUCAGACCGUCCCUUUUGAAUUCCCGGUAUAUUCAUUACAACAGAAUAUACAACCAAAUAUUUAUUAUAUACAAGAUUUAAAAUCGUACAUGACAAAUGAAAAUUUGUCAAAUUUAACGAAUAAUUUUAACGUUUCUUAUGUUAAUUCGUAUACUACCAAUAUUACCGAUUUCACUUCAACAUCUUUUCAAUCGUUAUCUGUUGAAGAAUCUUGGGCGGAUAUAGGAAAUCACAACAACUUUCUCGAUAACAACAAUUAUUAUCCUACCGAAAAUGCUCAAUACUAA
This is a messenger RNA of Racocetra persica, 1128 nucleotides long. The record is from the annotation of a GenBank genome assembly. Lineage: Eukaryota; Fungi; Glomeromycota; Glomeromycetes; Diversisporales; Gigasporaceae.